UUCUUUCGAUAAUUUCCCCCAUCAUUCAAUAGACGUCGUUUUAUGUCCAAAGAAAAUAAACUUCGUGACCCUGCACAGAAACCCUAGAAGAAGAAGAAGAAGAGGACGAAGACGAAGGGGAAAUGGCAAUUGCACGAACUGGAGUGUAUGUCGACGACUAUUUAGAGUAUGCAAGCACAUUACCCGCUGAGCUUCAGAGGCUUCUUAAUACCAUCCGAGAACUCGAUGAACGGUCCCAAUCGAUGAUAAACCAGACGAGGCAGCAGACGAAGUACUGCUUGGGGCUGGCUUCUCAGAGCUCAAAGAAAGGGAACUACAAUAGUAAUACCAAUAAUAACUACUAUUAUAAUAGCAAUUAUAAUAAUCAGGACGACGAGGUAGCAAUUGAGAAAAUUCGAAAAGAUGUCGAGUCGAAUCAGGACAGUGCAUUGAGUUUAUGCACCGAAAAGGUUUUGUUAGCACGACAAGCUUAUGACCUGAUAGAUAGCCAUGUAAAAAGACUUGAUGAGGACCUGAACAAUUUUGCUGAAGAUCUAAAGCAAGAGGGAAAACUAGCUCCAGAUGAACGGGUAAUUCUACCCCCACUACCCAUAGCCCCUAAAAGUGAGAAACGCAAGUCAUUCUAUGGAACACCUCAAGCAAAAAGGCUGGAUUACAGGGAUAGGGAUUGGGAUCGGGAGCGUGAUAGGGAUUUUGAACUCAUGCCUCCUCCAGGAAGCCAUAGAAAGGAAUUUGCUGCCCCAGUGGAUGUUGAUCAACCUAUUGAUCCAAACGAACCCACCUACUGUGUCUGUCAUCAGGUGUCAUUUGGAGAUAUGAUUGCUUGUGACAAUGAAAACUGCCAAGGAGGUGAAUGGUUCCAUUACUCCUGUGUGGGGCUGACACCGGAGACAAGAUUCAAAGGAAAAUGGUAUUGUCCAACCUGCAAACUGUUGCCCGAAUGUCAAUAAUAUUGCACGAUUGAAGCUGCUUGGGGAUUUGGGGAAAAGUGGGGGAAAGUGCUUUUUAACUAUAAUAUGAUUAAUAUGUCUUGUUACUAACAAAUUUUUGGUGCACUAAAUGCCCACAAUAUCCCGUCGAUUCUUCCUACGCCCCAAGAAAAAUGGAAAAAAAGUAGAUGAGGUCAUAUAUAGUUCAUGAACAAAUAUUUCCUUCAAACAAUUUUGGAGAAAAUUAUAAAACUCCAAUCUUAUAAAUUGCCAA
This is a messenger RNA of Juglans microcarpa x Juglans regia, 1203 nucleotides long. RefSeq names its product PHD finger protein ING2-like. The record is from RefSeq and is a predicted model, not a curated record. Gene Ontology annotation, cellular component: nucleus. NCBI's taxonomy places the organism in Eukaryota, Viridiplantae, Streptophyta, Magnoliopsida, Fagales, Juglandaceae. The coding region runs from base 123 to 950 and encodes 275 amino acids. The transcript has 7 exons.